Fusarium keratoplasticum is the source of this 1590-nucleotide messenger RNA. RefSeq lists its product as uncharacterized. NCBI's taxonomy places the organism in Eukaryota, Fungi, Ascomycota, Sordariomycetes, Hypocreales, Nectriaceae. Gene Ontology annotation, biological process: allantoate transport; transmembrane transport; dipeptide transport. The transcript has a single exon. Gene Ontology annotation, cellular component: plasma membrane. Gene Ontology annotation, molecular function: allantoate transmembrane transporter activity; dipeptide transmembrane transporter activity. The record is from RefSeq and is a predicted model, not a curated record. Bases 1 to 1590 code for a protein of 529 amino acids.
AUGGCUGAUACAUCGGAGAAAAGCGACAUCGAGUCGCCUUCGAAAGUAGCAGAAAAGUCUCCUUCUAUCGUCAACUCUGCCAAGAGUCAGCCCGUUGAGCCCCCUGUCCCCUCAAAACCCGAAUAUGUGCACAAAACCGGUGCAGAUGCAGCCCUCGACCUGUUGAACGAGACGGGCGGUAUCAGCGAACCGUUCGAUGCUCAGAAAAACAAACGACUCCAACGCCGCAUCGACACCCAUAUCAUGCCUUUGAUUUGCAUCGUCUACUUCCUGCAGUACAUCGACAAGACAGCCAUCUCGUACGCCAGUGUCACAGGCAUCAUCCAAUCGACUGGACUGGUUGGCAAUGAGUUCAACUGGGUUGCCUCCAUCUUCUUCUUUGGUCAACUUGCCUUUGAAUUCCCGACCAUCCGACUCUUGCAGUUGUUCCCGCUUGCCAAAUAUGUCUCUGUCAACGUCACCCUAUGGGGCGCUACGCUUGCAUGCAUGGCCGCUUGUACCAACUACUCGGGUCUCUUGGCAUGCCGCUUCUUUCUUGGCGUCUUGGAGGCUGCCAUCGUCCCGGCGUGGGUCCUCUUCACCUCUCAGUGGUACAACAAGGAUGAGCAGGCGUUUCGUGUCGGUAUUUGGUUCUCGGUUUGCGGCAUGGCCCAGAUGUUUGGUGGCUACUUUGCAUAUGGUGUGGCUACCCAUGUUGGCAAAGAUCCCGAUGCUGCCCUCAAGGGCUGGCAGGUCAUUUUCCUGUUCCUUGGUCUUCUCACUGGCCUCGUGGGAAUGUCGUUCUGGUUCAUCAUGCCAGACUCUCCGGCCGUCGCUGGGUUCUUGUCAAAGGAGGAAAAGGCUCUCCACCUACAGAGAAUCCGUGGCAAUGAGCAGGGAAUCGGAUCUCAGACGUUCAAAUGGAGCCAUGUUCGCGAAGCCUUGACGGACUCUAUGACCUGGCUCUAUGCUUUCUGGGUAUUUGCCGCCAACAUUCCCAACUCUAUCGCAACAAGUUUUGGAAACAUUCUGGUCAAGGGCAUGGGGUACACGAGCGAGGAGUCUCUUUUGCUGGUCACGCCUCUUGGUGCUUGGGAGAUUGUCUUCUUGAUCGGCUUGACCUACGCCGCCAUGAAGACGAGACAGCGUCUGUACUUUUGUAUCCUUGGUCAUAUUCCUGCAAUUAUCGGCGCCAUCCUCAUGGCAACUACGGAAAAGGUUCCCGCCCUCAUCGGAUACUACACGAGUGGCGGAAUUCCCAUCGGUUGGACGACGAUUCUCGGCCUUCAGAGUUCCAAUGUUGCUGGUUCUACAAAAAAGAUCACCGUGUCUUGCAUCGGAACCAUUGCCUAUACGGUUGGCAACAUCAUCUCGCCGCACACCUUCCAAGCUCGAGAUGGCCCGAGAUAUCUUCCGGCAAAGAUUUCCAUCUGCAUCAUCUACUUCCUAUGCACUGUUGAUCUGUUUGUCAUGCGAUGGGUCUUCCAGAGGAGGAAUAGGCUGAGGGAUGAGGCCAAGGCAGCGCAGGGAUCCGAGUACCAGGUCGAGGAUAAUCAUGAGUUCCUAGACUUGACAGACCUGGAGAAUAAGGAGUUCCGCUACGAGCUGUAG